Molecule: messenger RNA, 1444 nt
Organism: Stegostoma tigrinum
Lineage: Eukaryota; Metazoa; Chordata; Chondrichthyes; Orectolobiformes; Stegostomatidae
Product: nuclear transcription factor Y subunit beta-like
Exons: 7
Coding region: 319-942 (207 amino acids)
Biological process (GO): regulation of transcription by RNA polymerase II
Cellular component (GO): nucleus; CCAAT-binding factor complex
Molecular function (GO): protein heterodimerization activity; RNA polymerase II cis-regulatory region sequence-specific DNA binding; DNA-binding transcription activator activity, RNA polymerase II-specific
Source: RefSeq, a predicted model, not a curated record
CCCCGACUCUGCCAGCCCUCCCACUGUCUCCUGCCCCCUCACCCACAUUCCUACCCUCUGCCAUCAGGCUGCCCACAGCCCCUUGCCCAGGCCCUUCCCUACCUCCACACACCCUUCCCACCCCACCCCACCACCAGACUCUUUCCCCCGAUGCUCGCCCUUCCACCCCCACAUGUUUUUCUUGCCAAUAUUUUGCGUACUAUUUCUUGUCAAUAGCACGGUGGUUAUAAUGUUACCGCUGACCAGGAAAGAGUGUUUACAAGUGACUUAAAUUUCAAGCUGAGCAGCUGGUGGAAGUAGGUCUCAUUGUGAACAGAGAUGGAUGGUGACAGUUCCACGACAGAUGCUUCACAGUUAGGAAUUGCGGGUGACUACAUUAGUGGAAGUCACUAUGUGUUACAGUCUCAUGAAGGAGAUGCUGAUGAGGGGCUUGGUGACCAUGAUGACACAAAUGGCUCCAAAGAGUCCUAUAGGGAACAGGACAUCUAUCUUCCGAUUGCCAAUGUCGCUCGGAUAAUGAAAUCAGCUGUACCUGCAACGGGAAAGAUUGCUAAAGAUGCUAAAGAAUGCGUUCAAGAGUGCGUGAGUGAGUUUAUCAGCUUUAUAACGUCUGAGGCUAGUGAGCGAUGUCAUCAAGAGAAACGCAAAACCAUCAACGGUGAAGACAUCCUUUUUGCCAUGUCCACAUUGGGCUUCGAUAGUUACGUGGAACCAUUAAAACUUUACCUGCAAAAAUUCAGAGAGGCAAUGAAGGGGGAGAAAGGAUUAAACACAUCAACAGGUGGAGGCACAGAUGGUCUUGGCGAGGAGCUCACAGAAGAAACUUUCUCUAAUCAGUUGACAACAGGAUUAAUCACUACAGAUGGCCCUCCACAAAAUGUCAUGGUUUAUACCACAUCUUAUCAACAGAUUUCAGGUGUACAGCCCAUACAGUUCUCCUGAUGGCAACCACUGAUGACUUAGAAACAUAUCGAUUUCCCCACAAUAACAAGAUAAUUGGCUGAAAGAAAGAUAAAAGAAUCGGCAAGGAUGAGAGCAGUUGAAUGGCUGAUUGACCUGAAGAGGAUGAUCUCUAGCUGCUCUUGUAUUAUAUUCUUCUGAAUAGUUGUAGAUGCUUUGACAGGUUCCUGGGGUGUGACCAAGAAAUCCAGUUUCUGACCCCACCUGAAAGAUCAUUUCUUAUUUACCAGUUUUAAAAAACUGAACCUUUAUAAUGUAUCACAGUUACAAAGUACUUUUGUUUUGUACAAGAGUUGUUGGGUUUUGUGUGGAUACAUGCAGGAAGCUGAUGUCUUUGGCUGCUGUGUGUCUGAUUUAUUACUGUCAGAACUUACUGGGCAGUAUCUUAUUUUCAUAUUGAAUCAUGUUGCUCCUUUUGUAAUUCAGAUAAGUAAUUUCACUAGAUGUACCCUUUUAAUAAAACAGGUGUAUAAUAAAUUGUUUU